GCACUGUGCUGUGUUUUGCGUUCGGGGGACUGUGUGAUGAGCACGGUACGGGGCAGCCUGUAAAUUCUGUGUUAAAUAACGUGCAAGGCAACAUCGUUCCGUUGGUGGCCGAGCUGCUGGUUUGGUGCUGCUGCCCCAGUCUUACCGUACCGUGUACCGGGUGUCCUCCGCGCGUGUGUGUCCAAGCUCAGCUCAGUGAAUCGUGAUUUCACCCACCCUUAAACUUCCGUGCGCGAGAUGGCAAUCCGAUCCCUACGGUAUGUGGCCAGCGUCGGUGCGAACGUGCCGAAACCUGUGGCCUGCAUCGGUGGUGCGUUGCAGCAGCCGCCAUUCAUCGGACACAUUGCACGAGUUGGAGCAGGAGCACCCAGCAGCAGUGCCGCUGCCAGCUGGUCCGCGUCCGGAACGAGCGUACGGUUCUUCAGCGCACUGCACCACCACCCGUCGGCCCAGGGCAGCGACCGACGGUUCGAUCGGAUCGUGGCAGAACGUAACGUAAGUGUUGCGCGCUUACGCAAAUCAGGUUUCCCCUUGAGUGUGGCCGGGGCCUUGUCUGUGUGAGUGUAUGACGGGCGAAGAGGAUUUGCGAAUCGAAGCAACCUUUGGACUUUGAAAUGGCUUCCCGCUAGGCGAUUGUUGCCGAUGCUGCAGUCGGCGGUCGCUGUACCCGCCCGACGAUGAUUUGUAUGCUGCUUCGCCGAUACCACAUUGCACGGCGCGGGAUGUUUGGGAGGAAAUUAAGGGAGACAGCGCGAGAAAGUGUGCUGCUGCUGCGUUCCACUUCUGCUUUGCUGUACGCGCUCCACCACCACCACCGUUGGUGCGUGCAGUUACGGCCUGUAGGCGAUCAACAAAGAAAUGCAGGGGAGAGAGAGGGAAUUAAAUGCAUGUGGGCCUGCCCGCUUGCAAUCUAGCUUGUUGGAAACGAGGGGGAGAAACUAUGCUUCUGUAUUGUUUCCCGAUGCGUCACAAAGCAUCACCCCGGAAUAGAACUUGCUUGGCGCUAUGGGGCCCGAUUCAAGGUCGAAAUCACAUUGUAGAAUGGUUAGAAAUUCAAAUAGAUGUAUGUGUGGCAGCGCAUUCUAACGACGGAAUAGGGUAGAAAGCAAAUAUUUAGCUAGUAGAAAACUCGCUCGCCCGUGUAGCGUGUCUUUUCGUGUAAUCUUGUGCUGGGUGCAGGUCAUCGAAUCGGGUUAUAGCAAAAGGGCACCGCAAGAUUAUGCGAAUGAGUUAACGAAAAAAAAGUAAGACAAACGCAGCUUUAAUUGAAAAUCGCAUUUUAAUAGCAAAGUAGGGGAUAAAAAUGUUGCAAUAUCUCAAACGACUCAUCUAAUGGGCAGUAAAGCGCUCCAAAUCCAAAAGCAAAGGACCCGUUUGCGAAUGAAAAUGUCAAACGCUCACAGCAAACUUGUUAUGACAACUUCCCAUCCUUCUCCGGACCACCACAGCACACCCCCUUAGUGCAAAAGACAGCAGCUUCAAGUGGCAGCUGCUUUGAUAAGCCUUCUAGCAUCGCGGUCAGUUGCUCUGGUGGGGGGAAAAAACCUCCAAGAACCGGUGCAGUCUUCUAAUUUGGUCCUUCGACCCAGCGCUACAGCAACACCGUCGUUUUACCGUGCGUGCAUUAGCUACAUCGAGCAUAAACAAGCAUUGAAAAAAAGAGAAGGGAAAGUGAACAUAGGCCCUAGCUGCACAAGUUAGUAGACGACCUUGAACUAGCCAGAGAUUGCAAAACACACACCUAGCCGUACGGGAAAACACGCAAAGCGCUCUGUGCCCCGAAAGUGCACACGAUGGUAAACGCUCGCACGGUGGCGACGCAGGAAAUAAGCCGCAGCAUUCAACUGUUCACCGACAAGCCGAGAAAUGUGGAAAAGGAUCAGCAAACCCUAAGGCUGAAGCAACAGUGUGACCGGCCGGCGGUACUGAUCAUCUCCUGGCUGAAUGCGCGCCAGAAGCAUCUGGCCAAGUACGCCCAGCUGUACAUCGACCAAGGGUUCGACGUGUUCUGCACGCACAUCACGCCCUGGCAGCUGCUGUGGCCCGUCAAGGGAACGCAGUUGGUAGCGGCCGAGAUUGUCAAGUUUCUCAAAAACAACGACUUCAAGCACGGACUGGUGCUGCACGGCUUUUCCGUCGGCGGGUACCUGUGGGGCGAGUGUUUGGUGCACAUUGCGCGCGAUCUGCCCAACUACCAGGUGGUGCUGGAUCGCGUGAUCGGGCAGGUGUGGGACAGUGCGGCCGACAUUACGGAGAUAUCGGUCGGCGUGCCGAAGGCACUGUUCCCCAAGAAUCCAACCCUGCAGAGUGCGUUGAAAAAGUACAUGCUGUACCACAUGAAGGCCUUCCACGAGCCGGCCACAUCGCACUACAUCCGCUCGAGCCAGAUGUUCCACACGAAUCUGCUGCGCUGUCCGGCCCUGUUUCUGAUUUCGAAAACCGACCCCGUCGGUACGGUGGAGGCCAACACGCGCGUGAAGGACAGCUGGGAGCAGAGCGGCGUGAAGACGACGGUCAAGUGUUGGGAUCGUUCGCCGCACGUCGGCCACUUCAUGAAGCAUCGGGACGAGUACGUCGAUGUGCUGUUCCACCAUCUGCGGCAGCUGAAUCUACCGAGCCUGAAGCAGGAUGCGCUACUGCGGGCCAAACUGUAAAUGCCCACACGCACACGCGACGCCCUGUGAUACUUACGACGCGACGUGUGUUGGAGGGGGGGGGGGGGGGAUGUUCGGCUCGUCUCGUACCGCCGCGCCCGGUGUGUUGAUGUGCGGUGUGGCCCCAAAAGGCCGACCAAAAACACACACACACAGAAGAAGCGGCAGAAGGCCAAACGGGAUGUUGCUGAAACGAUGCAAACAAUUAUAUGAAAUUUAUUAGGCACAUUUUCUGUCGAGGUGGGAAAACAAGCAUUAUAUAUGGGAUAUUUUAAGGAAACAGAUUCAAAGUAGGUGUGCACCACUUCUCUCCCAAACACACUCCCCCAAUCGACCUUUACAAACACAUCCACACACACACACACAUACUAUUUUUUAUACUGUCGAGCGCUAUUACGGUUGUAUCAUCACACGUACGACACGUGAUAAAUGCUAAUAAUUGUAUUUUUUCAUGUUUUUUAUCUUUCUUUUAUAAUCAAUAAUCUACUCGUUUUUUUAAUAGGUUAAAUACUACAGCUUUCCAUGAUGGGAAAUCAUUAGAAACAUACACUUUCCACCAAUUCCCGAGUACAAUACGGAAUGGUUUUCCGUUUUCGAAUAUCCACAUUACUCAACCGGACAUCCUUGUUUACCGGUAUUAAGCCCCUGAACCCGCAAUAUAUUAAUGAAAUAAUCCAAAUAAAGGUGUGAAGUGUAGACAUUAAACAGCAAAAA
This is a messenger RNA of Anopheles gambiae (African malaria mosquito), 3368 nucleotides long. RefSeq lists its product as uncharacterized. Bases 1794 to 2654 code for a protein of 286 amino acids. The transcript has 6 exons. Gene Ontology annotation, molecular function: serine hydrolase activity. Lineage: Eukaryota; Metazoa; Arthropoda; Insecta; Diptera; Culicidae. The record is from RefSeq and is a predicted model, not a curated record.